Ostreococcus lucimarinus CCE9901 is the source of this 1570-nucleotide messenger RNA. RefSeq lists its product with no specific name. NCBI's taxonomy places the organism in Eukaryota, Viridiplantae, Chlorophyta, Mamiellophyceae, Mamiellales, Bathycoccaceae. The transcript has a single exon. Bases 43 to 1563 code for a protein of 506 amino acids. The record is from RefSeq and is a predicted model, not a curated record. Gene Ontology annotation, molecular function: deoxyribodipyrimidine photo-lyase activity. Gene Ontology annotation, biological process: photoreactive repair.
CGACGCCGAGUCCUCGCGCGCGCGCCGACGCUCGAGCGCGCGAUGCCGUCGGCGUUGUGCGCGUCGAAGAAGCGCUAUCGCGCGCUGACGCGCGGGACGAAGCCCGAGGCGGGACCGAACGCGCCAGUCGUGUACUGGCUGUCCAGGGACCAACGCGUGCGAGAUAACUGGGCGCUGCUGCGCGCGUGCGACGUCGCGCGCGCGAACGACGCGCCGGUGGUGAUCGCGUUUAAUCUGCUGACAAAGUUCCUCGGCGCGGGGGCGCGACAGUUCGGGUUCAUGCUGCGUGGACUUCGCGAGCUGGAGGGCGCGGCGAAGGCGAAAAACGUGACGUUCGCGAUGACGUACGGGGAUGAGCCAGCGAUCGCGAUCGAUGCGCUGGCCAAGAAGAUUGGUGCGAAAACGAUCGUGUGCGACUUUUCGCCGCUUCGCGAUGGGUUGAAAUGGCGGAAAGAACUGGCGGCAUUGUGCGAGGCGCGCUCGGCGCACUGCGAGGAAUGCGACGCGCACAACGUAGUGCCGUGCUGGGAAGCGAGCGACAAGCUCGAAGUCGGCGCGCGGACGCUUCGAGGGCGCUUGGCGAAGCGUUACCCGGAGUUCUUGCACGAAUUCCCGGAAGUGCCGGAUGAUUUGCCCAAGUACAGCGGCCCGGCGCUCGACGCGGUGAAGUGGGACGACAUCAUCGCCGAGGCGCUGUCGCGCGGGCAAGCGGUGCCGGAAGUGACGUGGGCGAUCCCGGGCGAAACCGCGGCGCACGCUGUUUUGGACGACUUUGUGAACUCACGCAUGAAGUUGUACGAGAAGCGCAACGAUCCAUCCAAGCCGCAGGCGCUGAGCGGGCUGUCGCCUUGGCUGCACUUUGGGCAGAUUUCUGGUCAGCGAUGCGCGCUCGAGGCAAAGAAAGCCGUCGGAAAGGCGUCGCCGCCCGCGUAUGAGUCGUUCUUCGAAGAGCUCGUCGUUCGUCGAGAGUUGUCCGACAACUUUUGCUACUACAGCCCGAAGUACGAUCAGAUUGAGGGACAAAAGUACGACUGGGCCAAGGACACGCUUCGCCUGCAUGCGAGUGACAAGCGUCCGUACUUGUACUCGCUCGAAGAACUCGAGCGGGCGAAGACGCACGACGAUCUGUGGAACGCCGCCCAGCGAGAGUUGCGUUAUGGAGGUAAGAUGCACGGCUUUUGUCGAAUGUAUUGGGCGAAGAAGAUUCUCGAGUGGACCGAGUCGCCCGAGCAAGCGUUGAAGUUUGCAAUUUAUUUGAACGACACGUACUCGCUGGAUGGUCGCGAUCCGAGCGGCUACGUCGGAUGCAUGUGGUCCAUCGUGGGCGUGCACGAUCAAGGUUGGAAAGAACGCGAAGUUUUCGGCAAGAUUCGAUACAUGGCGUACGACAGCACAAAGAAGAAGUUUAGCAUCCCCGACUACAUCGCUCGCGUCAACGCGCUCGUCAAGGCGGCGAAAGCAGACUUCAAAUCUGGCGAGAGCUCGCACGCCGCUAAUCCCGGGUUGUUCAAAAUCAACGUGCCGGCGGCAAACAAGCGCAAGGCUACGGAGGAGGCGCAAUAAUUCAAAU